Messenger RNA from Bombyx mori (domestic silkworm), 2972 nucleotides. RefSeq lists its product as uncharacterized. The record is from RefSeq and is a predicted model, not a curated record. The coding region runs from base 275 to 1912 and encodes 545 amino acids. Lineage: Eukaryota; Metazoa; Arthropoda; Insecta; Lepidoptera; Bombycidae. The transcript has 9 exons. Gene Ontology annotation, cellular component: membrane.
ACAGUCGUCAGCGCAUGUGCAGUAUCCAGUGUUUGGGAUAACGCGCUAGUAACCGAACUAGUCACGACAAACUCGCGCGCUAAUACACUCGCAUGUACGAUGAAAAUAUUUUAAAACGUGAAUUGUAAAAUUACGAGAUAAAUAUUAAAUUUAAAAAAAAAUAUUGAAAAUCAAAUGGCUAAAGGUAAAACUGUUAAAAAGUUUUAACUAUGCAACAGUUGAUAUGCUAUUAACAACUACUUCGUGUUGAUUGUAAUACUACAACUCCUUCAAGAUGAAAUACACAUGGAAACACGGAUUGUACUGCAUCUCGGCAUUUCUGGGAUCGGAGGAUGAAUCCGUCGAGAUCUUUAUGAAAUCCAGCUUGGGAAGCAUUUCCCCUUUGUUAUGGAGGAUACCAAUAUUUUUGUGGGCAACCAUCUCACUUUUCAUGUCAAUGAAUUAUUUCUGGGGGCCAACGAAACUAUUCUUUGUGUAUAUGACACAUUGGGGUCUGUUAUUCAUCGUCCUGGAAUCUAUGUUCGGUGUCAUCGUAGUACUAAGGAAACGCGGAAGACCAGAUGCUACAUUUGGCUUGCCUUGGUAUGUAAAAACGUACUGGGUUCUCUACAAUAUUUCAAUCCCGGUCGCCUUUCUCAUUACUGUGUUCUAUUGGGGAAUAUUAAAAUCAUCAUUGGACACAGUGAAGUUCUCACCGAAUCCUGUGCUGGACGUAAUGAUUCACGGCGUCAACUCCGUUGUAAUGUUCGUUGAGCUGAUGUUCUCGGCGCAUCCCAGUAGACUGCUACACAUCAUGCAACCGCUGUACUUCGCCGGAGCCUACAUGCUAUUCUCUGUCACUUAUUAUUUCGCUGGUGGAUUAGAUCCCUGGGGGAACAAAUUCAUCUAUCCAGUGAUAGACUGGUCAAAGCCAAAUCAAACGAUGGUAGUAAUUAUCCUCACGGCUAUAUUCCUUGCCUUAAUGCAUCUCAUCACCGUGGCAAUGGCGGCUGCUCGGGACUCCAUUACGAAGCAAUGUAAACCAGAUCCAACAGGAGUUUAUAAUGAUGGAUUCGAAUGUCCGAUCGCAAAAAUCGUCAGUUAUUACAAAUCCUUCGACAUGGGAAGAGUUAAGAAAUAUUUCAAAUCAGAAUUUCAAUUGAGCAAUUUUAAUUUAAACCACGAUGCUGCAUCGGACUUUUAUUUGUCUUGUUACCAGAGUAGCCGUUCAAGUGUGCCAUUGUUGUGUGUUAGGGCCUUGGUGUUCCUGGGAUCAGCUGGUAUUUUAAUGGCGUCAUUAAUAUUAACAAGCCAAAGUAUGACUUUCGGGUACUGGACAAUAUAUUUAACUCAUUGGGGAAUUAUUCUAAUUACAAUCACGUCGGGAGCGGCCCUCGCAGUUUCUUUGGUAUCAUUAAAAACUGGAUGUAUAGAAGCAUCAUUUGUACUACCGUGGUACGUGAAAGCGUACUGGGUGUGCUUCAAUAUCACAGUUCCUAUUGCGUUUUUUAUCACGAUAUUCUACUGGAGCUUACUGACCAAAACAGAAGAUGAAUAUGCUAUGGAUCCGAUUCUAGACGUGUUCAUCCAUGCUGUUAAUGCGAUCCUGAUGUUAGUUCUACUAAUGUUCUCUCGUCAUCCUGUACGAUGUCUACAUUUCCACCAUCCGCUAUUGCUCGGAGUCGUAUAUCUCAUCUUCAGCAUUGUUUAUUACUACGCUGGCGGAACUAAUCCCUUUGGUGAGCCGUAUGUGUACCCGAUGCUGGACUGGUCGAAUCCUGGGGUGGCUGCCAUUACAACUGUGGGCUCGGCAAUAUUUAUCAUCAUAGUACACAUCAUAAUUGUUCUCUUGUCAGUUGCAAGGGACAGCCUUACAAGACGUUUCACGAAGUACCCACACUCAUUGGACAUAUCUAAUGACCUAUACCAUUAAUAUUUUCCGUUCGAAAUCUCAUUACUAUAAUUAUUAGAGUGUGCUGUUAGGUAUUUUAUCGGCCAGAAUGUGGUAUUAAAAUAUACAUAUCGGAGAAAGUCAUUAGUUUGGUAGCUAAACGAAACGCAGCACGAUUCCCGGGAGAUGGUAGCACGAUUGCGGUAUCGUCGGAACUCGGCUAACUUCAUGCUACGACAGAGCCCAGGUCAUGGAGAAGCGUAGACGCCAUCGCACUUACCAAAUAGCCUUCUUGAAGAGCGGUGCCUGCGGCCUAAGAACUGUCAUUCGUUUUCGUUUGCUAACGUCAAGAGAAGAUUUCUAAAUUGUUCUAAGACAACAAACGUUAUUACGGCGGGAUGGAUGUAAUAUGCUCUGCGUAAACCCGGUCCCGCCGUCUCAAUAGCCCCGCCCGGUCCGGGGUAGUGCGCCGGCUGUGAGCGGCAGGAGUUUUUAGUGAGGUUCGACUCCCACAUACUCCACCUGCCGUACGGGUGGGAAGCCGGCAAUUUUCUCCUGUGGAAAAAAAGAAACGUUAAGACAUCAAACGUUAUUGAUGUACUCCAUAUUUCUCUUAGCUCGAUUACCCUAUUCGUCCCUAUGAUGUCUGACGAUGGUGUUAAUAAUGUGGUCUCUCCGACAUACAUAAUGUAUUGAAUUGGUAUUAGUAAAAAAGCGUUAAACUUUUUUUUACUUCAGUUCAGUAUAACCUUGUAUCAUGUGGCGAAUUUUUAGCGUUAACAUAAACAGGAAACAAUUUAUGAUUUGUAAAUUUCAAUAAGUUUCUUGAAGCAUGUAAAUUGUCCAAUAAUUCUUAACAAUUUAAUUAUAUCAAUAGUAAAAUGUAACUGAAUUGUAAAGCUAAAACUUAUAACCUCAUAAAUUCUGCGACAUAUAAGAUAUUCGUUCACAAUAAAUGUAAACAAGUUUUUUUUGUAAUUUUUACCCGACUUAAAACAAAAGGAAAUUCAGUGUUCACCUGUAAUUUUUGCUUCAGUUCUGUGUAUUUUUGUACGGAUAUUGGAACAAAUUAUUAUUUGAAAUAAAAUUAUUUUCGAAUGUA